AUGGCAGAAGGCGUCCUGUUCAACUUUGCUGGAAAACUCUUGGUGGGUCUGGCAUCAUUGGCUCACCAAGAACUUGGUUUGCCCUGGGGUGUCAAAGAGGAAAUCACCAAGCUCAAAGACACUUUUUCCUUGAUCAAAGGUGUGCUUCGUGAUGCUGAGGAGCAACAAAGAAACAACAACCAUGAAGUGACGGUCUGGCUCGGACAGCUCAAAGAUCUGCUUUACGACGUGGAUGACUUGCUCGACGAUUUUUCCACAGAAGCUUUGCGGCGAAAGAUAAUGAGGGGGAAUGAAAUGGUAAAAAAGGUACGCGUUUUCUUCUCCAAAUCAAACCAGCUUCCAUAUAGUCUCAAGAUAGGUUAUAGAGUUAAAGCCAUUAGAGAGAGGCUAGAUAAAAUUGCAGCCGAUGGAACCAAAUUUCACUUUACUGACAGCCCGAUUGUAAAACUGCUGCUACAAUCCAAACUUGAAGAAAAUGUUUCAAUUGUUCCCGUAAUAGGGAUUGGAGGAUUAGGAAAGACUACAUUAGCUAAAAUGGUAUUCAACGAUAAAAAUGUUGGAGAACAUUUCCAGCUAAAAUUGUGGGUUUGUGUCUCAGAGAAGUUUGAGCUAAAACUCAUUGUGGAAAAAAUCAUUGAGGCUGCAACUGGAAGCAAACCUGAAAGGGACCUCCAGAUGGAAACACUGCAAAAUAUUCUUCGAGGAAACAUUAAUGGAAAGAAGUACUUGCUAGUCCUAGAUGAUGUAUGGAAUGAGGUCCGUGAAAAGUGGCUCAAUUUGAGAAAUUUGCUAUUAGGUGGUGCAAGGGGAAGUUGGAUUGUUAUCACUACUCGUAGUGGGCUGGUUGCAGAAAUCACAAGCACAGUUUUACCACAUGAGCUUGAAGGAUUGUCAAAAAGCCAAUCAUGGUCACUACUGAAGCAAAUGGCAUUUAAAGAACAAAGCCACGAAUCUAAUGCUUCACACUUUGAAGCAAUUGGAAUGGAGAUUGUAGAGAAGUGUAAAGGGGUCCCUCUUGCCUUAAGGGCGAUAGGAAGUGUACUAUUUAAAAGAACAGAAGCUGAAUGGGUAAAGGUGAAGAAUAAUAUAGUUAAGUAUAUAACUCAACAAGAAAGUGGUAUUAUGCCAGUUUUAAAGUUGAGUUAUGAUCAUCUUCCACCACAUUUGAGGCAAUGUUUUGCCUAAUGCUCUUUAAUUCUGA
Molecule: messenger RNA, 1201 nt
Organism: Durio zibethinus
Lineage: Eukaryota; Viridiplantae; Streptophyta; Magnoliopsida; Malvales; Malvaceae
Source: RefSeq, a predicted model, not a curated record